Molecule: messenger RNA, 2235 nt
Organism: Penicillium lagena
Lineage: Eukaryota; Fungi; Ascomycota; Eurotiomycetes; Eurotiales; Aspergillaceae
Product: TPR domain protein
Exons: 3
Coding region: 1-2235 (744 amino acids)
Molecular function (GO): protein binding
Source: RefSeq, a predicted model, not a curated record
AUGGACACUCACGGCGUCUCCGAGGAGCCCCAGUACCUGAAGUAUCUGGCUCAGCAUAAAAAGACUCUCCAGAAUGCCCAGCAUUUCAAGGGUCAGCGUCCCAAGCAAAAGCAAUCCCGAGAUGAACUGAUUACGGAGUUCAUGCUACGACAGACGUCGAGCAAGAAUAUGACUCCUGAUAUCCAUGAGUUCACUAUUCGCUCGUCUUUCCUUCCCCCAGCCUACGUUCCCAGCAUCGCCCCAUUCCGGGAACUCAACAAGGUCAUGGUCAAAGAUCUUGUUCUCGAGACACAUCACCGCGGCUCAUACCUACUUCUGAGAACAGUCACCCCAGCGGACAGAAUGACUGCAAUCCUGGCCAUUGUGGAGGAUGAAGAAGGCAAUGUUUUGGUCCUUCAGCUGUACAACCAAGACCCAUCGCUUGCUGCGGAGGACAUACUUAAUGAGGGAAGAGUGCUCCUUGUUAAGGAACCGUAUCUCAAAGUGAUGGCUGACGGGGGCUAUGGAAUACGAAUUGACCACCUCUCCGACAUCAAGUUUGUCCCAGGAUAUGACAGACUGGUUCCUCCAUCUUGGCGGAAGCGGCCUGGGAAGAUGGAAAUCUUGAGAAUGUCUGCUCACGAUUGGCGGGUAGUGGGCAACGACUUUUUCAAUAAGUCCGGGUAUCAAUCGGCUGUUGACUGUUACUCCAAAGCUUUGGAGUAUUUCCCCUUAGAGGAUGAGGCCUUCACAAUCAAGCUAAACCGUGCUCUUGCUUUCCUCAAACUUGACCAAUUUGAUGAUGCUCUUUGCGAUAUCCCAGACCCCAAGAUGUCUGAGAAAGCUCUGUUCUGCAAAGCUCAGGCACUUUGCCGUCUCCGGAGAUACCGAGAGUGUUGCGAUGUCUUCAGGAUUAUUUGCCAGAAAUACCCUGGAAACAGUGCCGCUAGCAAGGAAUUCACGCGAGCGAUCAAGCGCCUUGCAGAGCAAGCGAACGGCAGAUAUCCCUUCAAGCAGUUGCAGCUGGAAGCGGCAAAGCUUCGCCCACCACACUUGGACCGUGCGACAUACAUCGGCCCUGUCUCUGUUAGGUCUACCAAUGCUCAUGGACGAGGCUUGUUCACGACCAAGGCAGUCAAGGCCGGUGAUAUUCUGCUUUGCGAGAAAGCUUUUGCGCAUUCAUUCGUCGAUCACAUCGGCUUCACUCGCAGUGCAGUCAUUCUGAUCAACCCGGAAACGAACCGUGUGACUCUUGGUGGUCAGGCAGAGCUCAUCACCCUGAUUGUUCAAAAGCUUUACAAAAAUGCGUCCUUGAUACCGGUUGUCACCGAUCUCCACCGCGGUUCCUACAACUCUCUCGAGGUCUGCGAGGUGGAUGACGCGCCUGUGGUGGAUACCUUCCUUAUCGAACGAAUCGUAUCCUUGAAUGGCUUUGGCUGCCCUGUCUCCUCCCGCAAGUCUCACAUCAGCCUUAUGACCAACCAAAAGGUGGAAGAAAAGUUCGACUCUUGCGGUCUUUGGCCUAUGGCUUCUCACAUAAAUCAUUCCUGCUGCAGUAACUGUCGAAGGUCGUUCAUUGGAGAUAUGAUGAUUAUUCGAGCUACCCAAGAUCUCGAGCCCAACACCGAAAUCGUCUUUUGGUACACUCCGCCUUUUGAGGACAACCCUGAUAAGCAACCCGAUCUCGAACACUGGGGCUUCAAGUGCAGUUGUGCUAUAUGUCAAGACAUCCAAGCAACGCAGAAGAUCACUUUGAUCAUGAGAGACAGACUGCUUGCUGACCUGCGGAAAUAUUUUCAAUCUUCCAAUCCAAACGGUGUCAGGAUCGAGUCUACCCUCGCGACGCUCGCAGAAACAUACAAUCGACCAGCCUCUGAAGUCCCCCGUCUUACCCUAUGGGAUCCCUAUUUGAGUCUCUGUGGGAUGUACUCCGAGUGGAACCAGCCGGAGAAGGCUAUUGAGUGUGGCUUGAAAGCCCUGGAAUCGCUGGGCUAUGUGAUUGAUGGUGGGAACUUCCCUCAAGCGCCGAAAUUGACUCUCGUCGUUAAAAGGUGGGGGCUAAUGCUGGACUUGCUUGUGAACUGUUGGAUGCUUCUCGCUCUGGCCUAUAGUCAGGUUGCGCCUGAGCUUGAGGCGAAGGCGGAGGGUUAUGCCAAACUCACAUACAGAAUUUGUGUAGGUGAAGAUGAGACAUUCCAUGAGACUUACGGACGACAUGCAGGUCGACUUGAUGGUUUUCUUGGUGGGGGAGAAUAG